Messenger RNA from Drepanopeziza brunnea f. sp. 'multigermtubi' MB_m1, 345 nucleotides. Lineage: Eukaryota; Fungi; Ascomycota; Leotiomycetes; Helotiales; Drepanopezizaceae. The record is from RefSeq and is a predicted model, not a curated record.
AUGUACGCCCUGCGCACCUCCCCCAAAGCGCAGGAGGUGCUAGGGGCUGAGAUCUACUUCAAGAGUCAGAUGCCGUGGAUCUGGGGGGAGAUGAAUAUGCUGCAUGGGAAGAUUGACAUCCAUUUUGAGGUCAAGGGACAGAAGACUAGCGGGACGAUGACCUUUAAGAGUCAUAGGCCGACGAGACAGGGCAUGUUCGUUACGACGGAGUGGAGUUUGGAGACGAAGGAAGGGGUCAAGAUUGAUUUGCUGGAUGCAGGGGAUCCAUUCAAGGGCAUCGAGCUGAGCGAGGAGGAGCCCAAGGUAGUUGGGAGAGGCUCAUAUGCCCCGAACCUGUCGGGAUGA